AGCUCGGGAGCGGAAAGUUUUGUCAGCCAGGAUGGCAUGGCGAAGGAAAUAAGGUCGGAUCUGACGUCGGACGCUGAUUUAUCCAAGGUUAUGGUCAACAUGUAGUUGUGUCCAUCUUUCUCGGCAUCAUGGCCCCCUUUUGCCUUGUAUUCUCGUGGCCUAUACAAGGGGAAACAAGGGGUCCAGAAGAUGAGGGGACCAAGAUCAUGGAGAAAAGCUCCUGACGAGGCUAACAAGGGUUCGAAUAAUUGGAGCACGGUCCAUACCUGGCUCACCUUCCAGAUUUUUGCAGACGGGCGGGAGAAAACAUUUGUGCUGGACAUGACGGCUCCGCAAUUCGGCAUCUUCGGCGAAAAAAUUUCUGUAUUUGAAAGGAUUGUUGGAAGUAGGGAAGAUCAUGAAGUAGAAACAACAGCGAUUCCUUCUUGCCCUGAAAUUUGGAGUUUCAUUCAGGAGCAAAGAACCUCCAGGACUACCGUAUUUCAUCCGUGUUGCAAAGAGCUGGAACACCAAGAUCAGCUACUCGAGAAAAUUCCAGAUAAUGAAGAAAAUCCUGAACGUGAUGCGAAGCCUAGCACAAAAACCCCUACUCCCCUCUAUGACCCCACCCCUGGGUACAAUCUUCCGGUGAAUUUUUCCCCAGGCUUAUUUCAGGAGUGGAUCUACGGCAAGACGAACCACAGCAGCGUGGCGUGCAAGAAGAUCAAGGACGUAUCCAACACUUUUCUGGAGCGGCGCUACCCGCCCUCGGUCCGCAGCCUACCCCGGCCGUACAACGUACCGGAACUGCCGGACAGAUCUAAAUUCUUCGGUAUUGGCGUGACGGACUCUGACGACGGACAGUCGAUUGAUUUAUUGACGAACAUGGAGCGUGGGAUUGCCGCUC
Molecule: messenger RNA, 886 nt
Organism: Amoebophrya sp. A25
Lineage: Eukaryota; Dinophyceae; Syndiniales; Amoebophryaceae
Source: the annotation of a GenBank genome assembly